Molecule: messenger RNA, 723 nt
Organism: Nicotiana tabacum (common tobacco)
Lineage: Eukaryota; Viridiplantae; Streptophyta; Magnoliopsida; Solanales; Solanaceae
Source: RefSeq, a predicted model, not a curated record
GAGUAAGCCAAGUGAAGAAAAAAAAAAAACGAGGUUCGAUUUUGAUGAAGACGACGAUCUUCAUGCCCUGAAACCGAAAAUUUUCAUCAUCAAGAACGAAGCUUUUCAGACGGCACAAGUAGUAGUGGUUCAAUGGAGUUAGCGGACAGAGCUGUUGGGCUGCUUUUGACAUUGACUAGUUUGUCCAUUUUCACAUACUAUACCUUCUGGGUCAUCAUUCUGCCUUUAGUUGACAGUGAUCAUUUCGUGCACAAGUAUUUUCUACCACAAGAAUACGCAAUUCUUAUUCCUGUAUAUGCUGGAGUGGCACUCAUCUGCUUAUUGAGCGUGUUUAUUGGAUAUAUUAUGCUCAAGUCCAAGAAGAAGAAGGCAUGAUAUGGCCAUGUCAAAUCCAUUUUUGUUCUCUACUAAUCUCAUGAUAACUGAUGAUCUCUUGUGUUUUUAACUCUUUUCAUUUUGAACAGAAGUGUCAUAGAUCACAUAGAUGACUCUCUAUUCGUGGGUUCACUAUGAUUUGGAACCUCUAGAUAUGAUUUUUAGUUAUACAGACAUUAAACAACACAUGGUCGAUUGUUCUCUUGUUAUUUGCUGAUGGAGUGUAAGAAAACUUUCUGGUGGAUGACUAAUAUGUUGGAUUGUCAACAGUUACCACAAGAAAGUUGCCACUUAUAGUUGGUGAAGUUUGAUUAGCAGUUUAUUAUCAGUGUAAUCUUUUAUCUUUUC